AUGUGGAUCAAAUGUUUAGUAUAUCAGCCAAUAUAUACAAGUACAACUUUUAUAGAUAUGCUUGUACGAAGUAUAAGUAAGAUCCGACCCGGAGUUCAAGUUUAUGUACGACGGAAUAUUCAGGUAAUCCGGAAAAGGCAUCCAAAAUUACCUCCAGAUGCAGAUAUUACCCUCAUCCCAUCCAUUCUACAAUCAGUGGAGAAUGAAGCUAAACUAAGUAAAAUAACAUUUAAAGGUCAUAAAAGGACUCAAGAAGAAGCUUUGGAAUCCAUUCUUCAAAUUCUUGAUGAAAGUGUUCGAGAAACUAAUAGUAAAGUUAUCAACAACGAUCCAAGUACAGUUUUACUUCCUCGUAUACUUCAUACUCCAUCUAAAUUUAAAGAAGCUAUGAAAAGUCGUAAUGUUGAAUACUUAUCAAAAUUUGCGAAUGAUUUUGGUAGAAGUAUUAUUGAAGUGGCAGUUUUACAAGUAUUAAAUUCUGAAGCAGUAUAUUUCAAUUAUCCUGAAAUGCUUGAUAAUUUAGAUGAUGUAAGUAAAUUCAGGAAUACACUAAUUGAUGAAUUGAUUAAAAAGAAAAAUCGUAUAAAACUUAAAGGAGACGCUAUAAAAUUGAAUGGUAAAACUAAGGAACUUAGUUGGUUUCAGAAAAUAGCCAAAUCCUUUGAAGAAGAUAUGAAAUUUACUAUGAAACAAAUUAUCGAAGUUCUUAAAACUGAUAUUAUACCAUCACAAUUAGAUAAUGAAAAUAGAGUUCAAUUUUGGAAUAUACCACCUAUGACUGUUCUGGAUCUUGAAAAAGUUACUGAAAAGGUCUAUUUCAGUGAUUAUACUACUGCAAAGGAAGAUAUAUUUACUCUUAAAUGGGUUAGAUGUGGUCAUGAGAGGUUAUUAUCAGAUAGUACGGCAUUACUUACAUUUUGUGAAAACAAUGAAAGAGUUUUAUGGAGAAGUGUUGAAAUAGCUCAAAUGGCAAAUCGUCUAAAAGUUACUGCUAGUAGUAAACGAUUAGUUAAUUUAAUGCAUUUAUUUGAAUUAGAAGGGAAACUUCAAUUUGAAAUUAUGAUGAAAAGAAUUUUAUUAAAAAUUUAUAAUAUUAAAUUAUCUAAAGAUGGGCAUGUUAAAGAAGAAUAUCAAGAUCCUACUAAAGAAAUUUUAGUAUAUAGGAAAAGACAAUAUUGGCAAGUUAGAGGAUUAGAAGGUAAAGAAAAGAAAAGAAAUAAUGAUAAAGACAAUCAUUAUAAUAUGGAUAACGUUACUCCUAAUAAAUUAUAUGAUAAGAUUGAUGAAGAAUUAUUAUUAAAAAGAUUUAUUGAAAAUGAUGAUUUUCUUAAUAGAUUAAAGAUUUCAGUAGCAUUUAAAUCUAAAUUACAUCAUAGAAUUAAAAAUGGAAGAUAUAUUAUGGCAAUUAAUGCUAGUAGAAAUCAAUAUAAAGGACUUAGUGAUGAAGAAAUUAAGAAGAAAUUAAUUGGAUAUUUCGAUAGAUUUUGGAGAUAUAUAUGUUUAUAUUAUCCUACAGAAGGAUAUGCAUGGAUGCUUCUGUGUCUUUCUGAGGUUAGUAAUACUAGAUAUAGAAGAAAAGUAGAUCCUGAUUUUAACUUUAAGCUCAAUCAAGAUUUGGUUGAAUUAACAGUUUUAGAUUAUAAGAAAAUGAUUGAACAAAUGUUAAAUAUUGGAUUAAAAGAUAUGAAGAGUCGUACUAAGGUUAGAGAGAAUAUGGAUUCUAGUGAACUCCAUAAUUUUAUAUUUGAGAGUAUUGAAAGAAUGAGACAUGGAUUCCCUAAUUAUCCAGGAGAUGCACGUCCUGAGGAUGAAUAA
Messenger RNA from Scheffersomyces amazonensis, 1815 nucleotides. RefSeq lists its product as uncharacterized. Bases 1 to 1815 code for a protein of 604 amino acids. The record is from RefSeq and is a predicted model, not a curated record. Lineage: Eukaryota; Fungi; Ascomycota; Pichiomycetes; Serinales; Debaryomycetaceae. The transcript has a single exon.